CAUGGACUAUGAUGUAUGGCAGCACGUUGGCCUGAGUGUAAAUGUCUCCACUCGUCAGGGUCAUUUCGUUAUCGGUCUGUCAGCGAGAUCUUUGACAUUCACGACAAUUGCCAGUAUCACAAAGAAGAUGAAUUUUGCAUUUCGAAAGGUAAAAAAAUUCUAUGGAUACCUCAGCCGAUUGUUUGUCUAUAAAAGAGCAUUGGACAUCAAUGAGAUUAAAACAUUUGCAACUUGGAAUGAGGACGGCCCUUGGAUUGGUCUGAACGACCAAGAAGACACCAGCAAAUUGGGUUGGUCUGACGGUACCCAUGUUGUCCAGCCCAUACCAUUCCUUACUGACAAGCCUGAACCAGCCAUCUCUCUACGGAAGUGUGUUCUCCUUGGUAAAAAUGGGAAGUGGUUGGAUAAAUUGUGYAACAUGAAGAAUUCAUUCAUCUGUGAGAAGCGGAUAACUUAUUAAGUAACUAACUUGAAACUUGAACUUUGAUAAGUGAACACUUUCGAUGAUUUGUCAUUCUAUUUUUCUUCCGAUUUUGAAUUCAAUCGAUAUUCAGAGAUUUUGCAUGACGCAUUUUAAUAUGUUAAUGAGAGAAAAAAAAAAUUAAAUUACACAAUUACAAGGAACACCAAAAUAAGUAUUGUUGACUACAGAUACUAUGUUGGCAAGCAAAAUGGAUUCUUUUCUGGUGCUUGAACUAAUAGUCAGGAGAAAACGAGUUUUGGCUCACAAUUUAUAAAUCUAAUACUUAGAUCUAGUUAAAACAAAGAAAAACUUGCAGAAGUCACUAAAACGUCCUAACAACUAGUUUGCUAAUUAACACGUUACAGUUUAUUUACUUUACAAGCUAUAUUAUUUUAAUACAUCAAGCAAAUAAAUCCUCUCGUAAUUGCCAUGUUUCAUUAUUACGUCAUAGUAUGUUUACAUAGGGACAAUAUUCUGGAAAACGUUGGAAAUUCGGACCCAUUUAUAUUCUCUCCGCAAGUUGAACUUCAGUUUAUCGUGUUUUGGUAUAUGCCAUGAAUCAAAGAUCGCUUAUGUUCAUUAUUUGAUAUGUAGUCAUGAUCAGUCUGACAACCAUUAUCCCUUGUAUUAAAGCAACAGAAUGUUAUGAUGUGACGUCAUAAUGAAAUAGGGCGAACCUCAUUCGUUAUUUUACUUUAUUAUCACCUAAAAUGUGUCAUGUGAAAGCAAGCCAAAAUUAUCAAGUCAUAAUUAUAGAAUAUUGAUAUUUGCAUAAUUUUAUUCAAGGUUGAUAAUUUAAACAACAUUGUACCAUGAUGCUUAAAUGGACAUGGUCCACUAGCAACCCUUACGAGCUUUUGCUCAUGUUUGAGAAUAAAUAUCCAUCGUAAAAUAAGAAAAAAAAAACUUAUUAUUUAUUAUCCCUUGACCCUAUAUGUGAAUGGAUAUACUGUACGAUUCGACGCCUUAACCGAUGGAUGGAAACGAACUGAUGGAUAUUUGAAGUAACCUCAUUUUCCACAAUGAAAAAUCGACAGCAUUGAAUGCUGAUGGACAAUGUCCCUUUAAAAGUGCAUGUCUUAACAUAACUUCAAUGACUAUAAUGAAAACACUUUUGUGAUUUUAUGCACAUUUCGGCAGUCAUAACACGGAAAAGUGAGGAAAUAAACUUGACUAUAUAGUCAAUAAAAAGAAAAAAAGAUUAUAAUUAAGCAAGCCGUACCCAUGGACACCGCUCCAUAUAAUAACUUCUCUGUGGUUUAUUCUUACGAAUAAAAGU
Molecule: messenger RNA, 1742 nt
Organism: Exaiptasia diaphana
Lineage: Eukaryota; Metazoa; Cnidaria; Anthozoa; Actiniaria; Aiptasiidae
Exons: 2
Coding region: 2-460 (152 amino acids)
Source: RefSeq, a predicted model, not a curated record